Porites lobata is the source of this 4859-nucleotide messenger RNA. Lineage: Eukaryota; Metazoa; Cnidaria; Anthozoa; Scleractinia; Poritidae. The record is from the annotation of a GenBank genome assembly.
AUGCUCCGGCGAAGGGGCUCAGCACCGGCCGUUGUUCUUCAACAACACUUCUCCGAGACAAGAGGCAUUCUUCUAAAAACAGAUCGCAUCAUCCCACCUCCAGAUGGGCAGCCAAAACUGUCGAAAACGAAACGCGGAGGCAGAAAAGAUUAUGAGCGAGGAUGUAGCCCACCUCCUCCUCUAUCUCUGAUUUCAGCGAACGAUUUGAACCAAUCUUUUGACUAUGACAGUCCUUCGCCCAAAUGCCCAAGUCCUGUCUCUCCAGGAUCACCCAUCUUAAACAAAAAACCGGCGAAAAAUCGUCCAAAACGAAGAGACAGCUGCAGUGAACCUUUUAUUGGACAGGCAUCGAAUCCAGUGUCAAAUACAAAGAACGCCUCAAUCUCGCUACAAAGACGCAGCAGUUCUUUUAGGGAUUACAAUAUUGUACUGUUAGGUCAAGGAGGUGUUGGAAAAUCAGGUUAGUUCAUUAAGGUUAGAUGAUCUUUGAAAUUAAAUGCACUAAUUUUCUACACACGUCAGAAGUUUGAUACUAAAACAACAAACUGAGAAGCGUGAUAGAAAUGGCUGUAUUUGGAAGGUCAGGAUUAAUAAAUUAAUUAGAUAAAAAGCAUAACUCGACUUUAUUGCAACGAGGCCACAAAAAUGGUUACAUCGUACAACUGGACUGGUUUAUAAUAAAUGGGAAAAUUGAAAUGAUGAUAGCCCUCUCUAAGUGACGGUAACUUUAAUGAGUAGCCAUCAUCGGUAGCGUGACUAUGUGAAUGAUACUCUGCGCGAGGAAGGGGCAUUUUAAUACACGACCCAGCUGUCCCAUUUUUCAAUAUUGAAGAAAAGUGUUGAAAAUGCGUGCUUUGGAGAGGAAACUGUUAAAACAACAAACUUGUAUAUAACAUUAUGCAAAUACUUAACGGGUGAUUGUGGUCGUAGAGCGGUGCGCUAAGUUAUAGGACACGAUAACACUUUACGAUGAAUCCUAACGAAAUGCUUCGAAAAAGAUUCUGUCGGAUAAAAAUGAAUGAUUUUCAUAACAGGAACUUUUAACAAAGCAUUUCCUAAUCGCUUUAGUAAACAUUUUUGCGGCUUCUUUUUGAGAUCUUUUCAUAACUGAAACUCAAUAACGAUAUUUGUUUACGUUAAGGAGUAAUUUGUGUUUCUUUUUUUUCCGACAUCAAGUAUAUAUUGCCAACCCGUCAUAUCUUCCUUUGUUACGAGUGACUUCUCUGAAUUUUACGAGGUGUUCAAUGAGUUGAUGUUUACGUAAAGAAAAGGAUAAGUCUGUCCACAAUUCUAAACCUUGAAUCUGCAUUUAACUUAAGACUUUGCAACUGAACCAAUAAUCGUGGGCUAUUGCUAUAUGCCGGCAGCCGGGAAGGGUUUCAAAAAAACUAUGUGCCCGGCAGUCGGAAAUUUUUUUAGAAUUUCUGCAAAAUCCCUUUUUCUAAUCCUUCGAGAGUAUUCUAUCUUCAUUUUAUAAUUACCAAGCGAUCGGCCUUCGCAGCUGGAUGGUUGUGGUUUCUUGGGCAAAGAGUACAGUCGACUUUUUUUCGAUGCAAGAAAAAUUUCGUGAGAAGCAGUGCCUGACAUCCCGGGCACAGUUUAUCCUCAGUCUUAAUGCCCGGUAGUCCGAAUUAUCAGGGGAAUUUCAACAAAAAGUAUUUCAUCGACCUUCAGAGUAGCCGAGCGGGUGUAAAGGGUUAAAUAAACGGUUUAACAUAUAAAGCAGACUGCCGAGAUUAUUUAGCCUGCGUCAAAACGCGCCGGUGAGUCACGCGUGCUGCUACUCACUCUAUGCCCAAGAAACUACAACCACUCAGAAGCGAAGCCAUUCCUGUUUUUCUGCUUGCUUGGUAAUUGUAAAUGAAGAUAGAAUACUCUCAAAGACCUCAAACGAUUAGACACAGGGAUUUUGCAGAAAUUCUAGGAAAUUUUCUGACUGCCGGGCAUUUAGUUUUUUUAAGACCCUUAGUGGCUGCCGUGCUUAUAGCCACAGCGUUUUUAUAAGGACUAUCAUCAAGCAAUUAUCUAUUCAUCUACUUUUGUUAUAAUGGUCCCUCUUAACUUGUGAAUUACAGGGCAGAACUACACCCAUGCGCUAAAACUGUGGCAAACAAAGGCUUAUCUCAGAGGGCCACUGAGAGGAAAUUGAAGAAGAAUUUCGAUUCAUUUCAGCUGUCAUUUCUUUUUACAACAACGACAAUAAUUCCUUUUUAUAGCUGGCCGUAGAUUUCCUUGUAUCAGUCGAACAAAUGUAAGAAGGGAGAAUAAAACGCCGUAUAAGCUAAGUAUCUUUGUAGUUGUGAGACUUUGUUUUCAACAGGCACGUGUCUGAUGAGUAGCCCUGUGAAUUUUGGCAAACACUUGAAAAAGAUAUUUACCAAUCGACAAGAAUAUGUCAAUGGGUCACUGUUAUCUAAGUCAAUUUGAAAUAUUACGCAUGCUUUAAAGACGUGGUGUAUGGUUAUAGUAGCUUAAUGGUUUAUGCAUGCAAUUUCUAGAAACAAAUCUGUGACUUGUUAUUCACAGACAAGUCAAUAGCUACGGAAAAUAAUAAGUCUACAACUUUUUAAAUAUCCAAAUUAGUGAUGUUAUAUUUUUGAUGCGACCAACUCAUUAGAGAGUGUCUUUUAAGAGAGGUUUGACUGUAACUUCUACACGUUUUCAUUUUUGUUCUCAGCGCUAUUGGUUCGAUUUACAACAGGAAGAUUUAUUCACGAGUACGAUCCCACACUUGGUAAGUUGUAUUUUUACUCGAUUAUACAAAUCUAUGUAUCUAUUUUUCUUUGCUAGCAGGGGGCGGGUAGGGGGAGGGGCUUAUUGCUUUUUGUGGGUUUGAUCUAUAUCCGGCGAAUCCGCAGGAAAAACGUUUGGUCGAACGGAUAACAAUAAACCGAUAACGCCUGGCAAUAGGAAACACAAUAGAGAUAAGGUCUAUGCACGCAUGCGCAUGAGAUCGGGCAGCUGUCCUUCAUUUCAUUGGAAUUUUCUUUUGCCUCUUUGUUUCUAUUCCAUUUUAUCUCGUGUCAAGCUGGUAUUUAACAUCGCGUGUGUUUAAGUAAUUUGUAUCUUUACUGUGCUAUAAAUAUUACUGACAAAUACCGUGACAGUGGCUAUUUUUGAGAUAGAGUUUAUCGUGGCCAGUGGCUAUUUUGAGACACCGUACAAAAUUUUAACGCGGUAACAGUUUCCAGGUGUGGAAGCAAUAGAAAAAAAAGUUGAUCGUCUACACGGCCUCCAUAUUCUCCGUCCUAUUCUUGAACGAACAUUUAAGAAAGAUUAUAACUUCAAUACUUCAAUGUUUUAGCCUUAUUUUAGAUCUUAAGAUUCGUUAUAGUGAUACGAUGGAAUUUUUGCGUUUGACUUGACUUUUUAAGUCAGUUGGUUUAUUUACUUAUUUAUUUAUUUAUUUAUUUGACUAUUUAAACAUAUAAAUCCUAAGAAAUUUUUUCCAAGAGCAGGAACUUUGGAAUAAAAUUAGUUAAAACCUUUGGAGCUGGGUUCGAUUCAUCACUGCCCACACCAACCCUCCAACCCUUUUUCGCUCCAGAUCAUACUUAGUCCAACCUUUUGUCAUUUUUGCAGAAUUGACCUAUGAUAUGUGUUACGAAGUUGACGAGGAGCCAGCGGUAUUACACAUCACCGACACAGCAAGCACGGUGAGUGAAGACUUGAUCAUGGACUGUUGUUUAUACGUACACAUUUGCAAAGCAGUUGAAAAAGGGACAAAACCAAAAAUGUCAGUAAAUUUUUAACACUGCAAGUGUGGAAGUGGAAAUCUUCUUUUCAUUGAAUUGGAAAGGAUUCAACUUUUUCACCUUAAUAAUAAUAAACGAAUAUCAACUAAAUAAAUAAAGAUCCCGUAACCUUGCAGAGCCCCAGACCUCUUGACCAGCGGAUGUUCUCCGGCAGACACGCUGGUAACAAGGAAAAAAUCCGAGAUUUUCAUUGGUUGUUCGUGAAAUGUUGUUUUCAUUGAUCGGGUGUUCGGCGGAAUUUAUUGUUUUUAUUCUGUUUUACGAUAAUCCUAUUACCAUUUGUGCUAAAAUAAUCUCGACCUUACUAUAUGAUCCCUCUGAUUAACCGUCCCUGUAAACAGGCCCUAGGUUAAGGCAAGGAGCACAAAGCUGCACUUCAUAUCCUCUUCCUUUCCCGCUUUUUUGCUCUACUCUCACUGGAGAUCGACCCUGUUCACAGGCAUAGCAGUGUUUCCGCAAUAAAAUUCCAAAUCUCCUGAGUCCCUCCCGUCGACCAGCAUUCAAAGACAGAGAAGUAGUCACAUGAGCAUGUGUAAGGGUACAAGAAUAUAUCGAAACGGUUACAAAGCAAUAUAAUUGCUUUAGCAGAUUGGUACACCCCAGCUAAACUUGCCGAGAAAAACGUGUGUUGAAUACGUGCGGUGUACCCAAUAGCAAAUGCAUGUACCCAAGUUAAGAGGUUUUUCUUAACUUACAGUACUCCCAAUUAAUGUGGGCAAUUCUUUAUUUUUUUAGCAUGAACCGGUGUAUUUGAGCCAAAACGAAGGUUUCAUUGUAGUCUACGCCAUCGACGAGCCGAGGACGUUCCAAACGGCAAAGCAGCUCAUAAAACUGAUCCGAGAAUUGAAGAAACAAAAAGGCCAACAGACAGCCAUUGUUCUUGUCGGUAAUAAGGUGGAUUUGAAUCACACCAGAUCAGUGUCCAAUGAAGAGGCUUUGGAGUUUGCAUCGGAAUACGAGUGUUUCUUUCACGAAACAUCAGCAGCUAAUAAUAUCAAUGUCAAAAUUGUCUUUCAGGACGCCGUAAGACAGUUAAGAGUACUUCAGUUGAACCGGAAGGCAAAUGGACCCAUGAAUUCAAUUAAGAACUUUUUCUCGCGAUGA